AUGCCGGAGAGGCGGAGCCGUUCGCUCUCUCUCGUCUUCUCCAUUCCUCAAAAGCGCUAUGUAAUGUAAUAUUAUUACCAGAACGGAACUUCCACAUCAUCAUCAUCACACUCUCCUCCCAGACUGCUCUCUCCAUCGAAAAUUUCCCCGAAUCCGCCAUUAAUAUACUCUCACACUCUUCACAGUGCAUUGGGGAUCUCUCUCGCCGAUCGCAGAGCUUCCUUCCUUCCUUCCUUACUCCGGACCAAAUCCAAAACCGUCUCCUCUCCUCUCCUCUCUCCAUGCCCUAACACACUCCUCCAUUGAUCCGAAGCAGUAGCAGCAGCAGCAUUCGCGUUGUCUCCGCUGCGGAGUGCUUGUUCGCCGCCUGUUGCCGGCACAGAGAGCUUGUGGUGGGACGAUUGCGUCUUCAGCUCACGAAGUAGGAUCUCUUGCAUUACUUUUGAAUUGAAUAACGCGGUGUUGAGAACCUUCUUAGGGUUUGAGGUUCCGAUUGGUUCCUGCUCGAGAAGUGGCAUCGGUGGUAGGCAGAGCAGCGAAUGGAAGAAUUGCGUCCCGAUCGUUAGUGAUAUGAAAUUGGAGGCGAGAUUGGACUGUGAUGGGCGUGGCGAAGCCGUGGAGAUUCAGCUUGUUGACGGCGAACCAGGCUUUGUUACAGCACAACAAGACCCAUAACUACCACAGCAAUGGAAUCAGCAAUGCCAACGGCAAGCAGAUGCUUGGGAGAUCAUCUUCGACGACGGGCUCCUGUUCUCACAAGAGGAAGAUCUCGUUGUCGUUCGUCUGUGGCUUUAUGCUGUUCGCUUUAGGUUUGAUUUCGCUGCUCACUGGGCACGUGGUCUCUGAUCUUGAGUGGUAUUCUCAGCAACUGGUGCAGAGGAGCUUCUACUCGAAGCUGGAAGGAAGUCGCCGCCGGCCAAUUGAUAUUUGGAAGUCAAGAUAUUCAAAAUACUAUUACGAAUGCAGUGGAAGAGGCAGCCAUUUUUCUUCUGCUACACCCGAGCAAUCAUCAAAUGGCUAUCUGCUUAUAGCAGCUAGUGGAGGACUUAACCAGCAGAGAACUGGGAUAACGGAUGCUGUCGUUGUUGCCCGAAUCCUCAAUGCUACACUCGUGGUGCCCGAGUUGGAUCAUCACUCAUAUUGGAAGGAUGAUAGUGAUUUUGUGGACGUAUUUGAUGUUGACUGGUUCAUUUCUUCCCUGGCAAAAGAUGUUACAAUUGUGAAAAGAGUUCCUGAUAAGUUCAUGAGAUCAAUGGAGAAACCACCUUAUACCAUGCGUGUCCCAAGAAAAUCAGAGCCUGAAUAUUAUUUGGAGCAAGUUCUUCCAAUACUCUUGAGAAGAAGUGUUGUGCAGCUGACAAAAUUUGAUUACAGACUCGCAAAUGAUCUUGAUGAUGAACUACAAAAGUUGCGAUGUAGAGUCAAUUAUCAUGCUUUAAGAUUUACCAAACCAAUAGAAGAACUUGGCCAAAGCCUUGUGUCGAAGAUGCACAAAAUGGCUAAGCGUUAUAUUGCAGUCCACUUAAGAUUCGAACCUGAUAUGCUGGCAUUUUCCGGAUGUUACUUUGGUGGAGGUGAUAAGGAAAGAUACGAGCUUGGUGAAAUAAGGAAACGAUGGGCCACUUUACCUGAUUUAAGUCCCGAGGGAGAGCGAAAACGAGGAAAGUGUCCUCUCACUCCAUAUGAGGUGGGUCUGAUGCUGCGAGCUCUUGGCUUUUCAAAUGACACGCACCUGUAUGUUGCGUCAGGAGAAAUUUAUGGCGGGGAAGCCACUCUGCAGCCUCUGAGAGAACUCUUCCCAAACUUCUAUACAAAGGAGAUGCUUGCUAAUGAGGAGCUGAGACCUUAUCUGCCAUUUUCAUCCAGGCUGGCAGCACUUGAUUACAUAGUUUGUGAUGAGAGUGAUGUAUUUGUCACUAACAACAAUGGGAACAUGGCCAAAAUCCUUGCAGGUCGAAGGAGGUACAUGGGACAUAAGCGGACCAUAAGGCCAAAUGCCAAGAGGCUGAGUUCUCUGUUUAUGACAAGGGAUCAGAUGGACUGGGAUACAUUUUCCAAGAAGGUGAAGUCUGCUCAGAGAGGAUUCAUGGGGGAGCCAGAUGAGAUCAGACCUGGACGAGGUGAAUUCCACGAGUACCCCUACCCAUGUAUCUGUGAAAAAACAGCAAGCGAUGACGACGGGGAUAAUAACGAUGAUGAUGGAAACAAUAAUGGAACCACUGGUGGUGGCUCUGGACCAGCAGGCCUGGGCAGUAAUGCAAAAGCUCGAAUGGACUCUUAGAACCAACAAUCAACAGGAUACGCUGAAAGGAAAUCUUACAAAGACAGCACAGGGAGGAAAAGCAAAUUGGAUGAAAGGACCCCGCAUGCACUCGUCUUUUUUAUCUCGUGAUGGGUCUUGCCUGUCAAAACUUUUUCAGGUUCCGAAUUUUCUGACCUAACCCAUGAAUUCACCCCGUCAGAGGCAAGUCAUAACCGAGUUGAAGCCCAGAUCAAAAGAUGGUUUCUGCUCUUAAUCUGCUCUGUGUAAGUCUGCUUUCGAAUGACUGAAAUUUGGUGAUGUGAAUAGUUGGUUGAGGAAAUUUGCUGAUCAAAGUGUGCAUACUUAGUUUUUAGGUUCAUAGCUUUUAUAACAUAUAUAGCCAUGACAGAAAACUUGUCUCCCAAACUUCUUUCAUUUGUUUAUGUGCCACGUUAAGAGUCAUUUUUGUGUUUUGUGCUCC
Molecule: messenger RNA, 2723 nt
Organism: Punica granatum (pomegranate)
Lineage: Eukaryota; Viridiplantae; Streptophyta; Magnoliopsida; Myrtales; Lythraceae
Source: RefSeq, a predicted model, not a curated record